GAGCACGAGAGCCGAGUGCAGAGAGAAAGCGAAGAGAGAGAGGUGUAGUUGAGCAAGUGAGCUAACAAGCUAAGUAGCUAUAGCCAGAGAGAGGGACUGUGGUGACAGAGGAGAAUGGAGAGGGCUCCGUACUCUCGCAGUGUUUUGUCCACAGAAAGGGUACUCAUAGUAAGUAUUUAACAAUCGGAGAGCGUGGCCUGAAACUGGAGGAACACCGGGUUAUAAGGAAGGAAUGGCUGAUCCUCUGCGGAGGACUUUACUAGCAAAACUUCGGGGAAAGAAAUCCAAGAAAGGGACGCCGGCUGGUGGAUACGGCGCUGCAGCUAAUGGGGACAGAGAAGGUAAAGAAAAAGUUUCUCAAAACCCAGACGGUCAAACUCAUCAAGUAGUUAUGUUCACAGAGUUGGAUUGUGUGGCAAACAAUAUCAUGAAAGGUAAUGAGAGAUACGUAAACGUGGUUGUAGAAAAUAGGGUAGUUCGGGAGCAGAAUACGGUAGGAGUGUUUGAGACUAGUGCGUUUCCCAAACAGUACGAGGGUCCAGCUGCCAUGCACAUUAGCCGAGGGCCAGGGGACAAUCUGGGCAAUGUUGGCUCAGGAUUUAGGAGUCGAGUUAAUGAGGAACUAUUGGGGGUCUCACUUCAAAGAGCAACGCAGUACGCGGAGAACGAUAGAGACGAGAUGUCCAGAAUCAAUAAACAAGUGCCGGGCUAUGUCUCAGGACAAGGACAGAUGGGGAGACCGCACGUUGUCCCGAUUCCGCGACAGUAUAGCUCAGGGGACUCAAUAGGGUUCGGGAGCAGUAGCCCUUGUAAUCACGUUAUAUACCACAGACCGCCUGAUGUUGUUGAUACAGAGGUAGUUAAACUGACAGAUGGCCAGUCUCCUGCCUCAAAGAGUAAUGGGACAAAUAACUGCUUUGACAAAGAUCUAAAGACUCGACUCUGUGACCGGCAGGCAUACCCCUGCUAUCAAACUGUGUACAACGUCAAGGCAGAGAACGAACAUAUGUCUACACAUGAUUUAAAAGGCAAGGCAAACUUACACGCUAUCCAUAACCAAAUAUCGGAAACAAAUGGCACCACGCAAACGUGUCCGCAGGGUAUCCCUUGUGCGCAGCAUCCUACCGGUAGUUACACGGAGGAAAACAUUGUGAUUAGAAACAUCGAGAGUUACGGGAGCUCGUCUGAAUUUACGGGUGAUAACAUUAGGGUGACACAUUUUCAGAGCCCCACAUUCUUCCCCACGGAAUUGGAGAUCUGUGACGUAAACGUGGCCUCCCAUUUCAUAUGCGAUAGAGAGGAAGCACUCCGACACCACUCAAUAGAUAGCGAGGACGACGAUUAUUAUGACAACGAAAUUCUCCCAUGUUAUGUGUCGGAGUCAGUAUGUCCAAAUGACAGAAUAAGUUCUGAUAUAUUACCAGGCGUAGCGUCGGGAAUAGAUGUUCCAAAAGAACGUGUCAUCAGCGAUAGUGCGCAGGAGACUGACAGACUACAAAGCCGGUUGAAAGAGGCAUAUUACCUGCUCAUUAACGCCAUGCAUGACAUUCGUUUUGAUGGUCAGGUCAGUUUUAACGGAUUUGUAGAUCAGACGAGCUCCUCCAGUCACUCUCGGGACAGUGUGUGCUCGCGAUCGUCCAUCAAGCUCUUGGACAGUGACGCUUGGUCGUCCGGAGACCAUAGUACCCAACAGGUGUCUGACACGGAUUCACUCCGGUUGUAUCUGCUAAGUAAAAACCGUGAACCUUGUCUCAUAAAUACAUUUAUUAGCAAGAGUCUUGUGAACCUCUCUGCAAGUGGGUUAAGGCCCCCCCUGCUGCGUUCUACUAGCGAUGGAACUAUCAAAUACCCGAGUCAGCCCAGCAUUCAAGCCCACGGUUUUCAAAACCUUGAAGCUGUUGUGGCUUGUAAAGAUGUUGCAGAUAGGCUGAAGGCUUUGGUAGCUUCUGACCCGUUUGAGAAACAGGUCAGCUACGACGGUUGCACGAGCAGCGACGACCUACUCCAAGACACUGGCGACAGUGUCAAGUUGAACGGGAGUAGUGGCUCCGUGAAUAGCCUCACCGGUUCGUCAGACAAUGCGGACACCCAGCAGGGCGGUACCAUGAAGCGGGAUAGAGAGAGCCACGCGUGGGCCCAGGACCGGGGCGGCCCCGCCAAGCCCCACGGUGUCACCGUCAACAAGAUGCAGGAGUGGAUGCACAAAGGCCGUCUGCUGUCCUCCGAGAUGAAGCAACGCAUCGCGGGCUCAGCGCCCCGGCCCCACGGCGGCUGGGAUAGGGCGGCUCGGCCUAGCCGGGGCCGGCACGGCUCGAUUCCGGGGGGAUCGAAACCAGCGGCGUUGACGACCAGAGUUCAUGGGGCCGUACCAGGCGCGGUGGUCUCAUGCCAGGGACAGGCAGCGCAUCAGUCAGCUCUGAUAGAGAAUGUCCACUCGUCCUUCUCCGACCGGCGUGAGGUGGGCAGGGUCAAAGCCAAUGAGCUGUCGCUAUGGAGACCUCCGCUCAACACCAUCACUGUUUCCAAGAAACGCAACUGGCUCCAGCAGAGCUCCGGGAGGCCUAGCCACGGCACGGAGGACUCCCAGUGGAAUCCGGGCGCAGAGGAGGAGAGUGGACAAGGGCAAGCUCCACCCCCCCCUCCUAGCCCCUCCCCGGAGAACUUAAAGCCCCCAGGGCCGCCACCCUCCCGCCCCCUCCGCUUGAAUCUACCCCAGGUUAGCGCAGGCCACCUUCGCGCGGGGCCUUCGCCAAGGUGUAUGGACCCGGCUGAGGAGAACGACGCAGACGACGAGGGAGAGAUCUGGUACAACCCCAUUCCCGAGGACGAUGAGCCAGACUUGCCUCAUGGCCAUGGACACGCUGCCUCCCCCCAGGUCAGGCUCAUGGUCCCAGCACGGCCCCCGGAGCCCCAGGCCCCACAGAGCGGGAGGAGGCCUGGCGGGGGAGGGGAGGCUGUAGCACGGCGUGCGAUGCGGCGCUCCGACCCUGACCUGGAGGGGGUGGGGGAGAGCCUGGGGGAAGGAGGUGGAGAAGAGAGUCAGCAGGGGAAUGCCUUAAAUUCCUUGGAGCCGCCAGUACAGCUGCACAGACAGAUGCCGCCAGCAUGCAAACCUCAGGAGGAGGUUACAGCAGAGUGCUCUGAUCUAGUCACCCCUGGCUUCUCGCCGCCAUCCAGCCCAAACCCUGCCAAGAAGGGAAGUUCCCUCAACUGGUCGUUCCCAGAUAAGAUCAAGUCCCCACGCACUGUCCGUAAACUCUCCAUGAAGAUGAAGAGGCUUCCAGAACUCAGUCGCAAGCUCAGCGUCAAAGGGACCCCUAGCAACAACAACAACGCCAGUGGCAAUGGAGCCAGUACAAACAUUCAAUCAGAGGCAAGGAGCCAGUGUCCCACCACAAACAGCGGGUCAGAACCAGGCCCAGCUCCUCCCCAGUUGUCUGAUGGUGCCGGGCAGGGGGUGGCGGCUAGCCGAAAUGUUAUCUCCAGGUAUCAUCUGGACAGCAGCGUGUCGACGCCGCAAAGCUACAGCAAGAAGAAGAGCAGCGGCACCUCCAAGUCGGCCAGCAAGGGGGGCUACCUCAGCGAUGGGGACUCCCCAGAACUCGUGGCCAAAUCUGGGACGCACUGCUCCUCAGAGGGUAAGGGCUGCAAAGGGAAGGAGAAAGAUCCAGCCACCGGCGGAGGCGAACGCUCUGGAGCAGGUGGAGUGACAGGGGGAGGUUGCAGCCCCAAGCUGCACGGUACAGAACUAGACAUCGACGCGUUCCGCCACUACGCGUUCACGGAACAACCCAAAUGCACCCAGUACAUCUCAGGCCUGAUCAGCUUGCACUUCUACGGCGCCGAGGACCUCAAGCCACCACGCGUUGACUCCCGAGACGUCUACUGCGCCAUCCAGGUGGACUCGGUAAACAAGGCGCGCACCGCCCUGCUCACCUGCCGGACCACCUUCCUGGACAUGGACCACACGUUCAACAUCGAGCUGGAGAACGCCCAGCACCUGAAACUGGUGGUGUUCAGCUGGGACCCCACGCCCAAGAAGAACCGGGUGUGCUGUCACGGCACGGUGGUGUUGCCGGCACUCUUCAGGGUGACAAGGAGUCACCAGCUGGCCGUGAAGCUGGAGCCGCGAGGCCUGAUCUACGUGAAGCUAAACCUGAUGGAGCAUUGGCAGAACUCUCUGGACGGUGGCUACGACGGGGACCGGGAGCCGCAGAUGUUCGGGGUGGAGGCCUGGAGGGUGGUGGAGAGGGAGAACACAGGACUCAUGCUGCCUCUGCUCAUCGAGAAGUGCAUCACGGAGAUCGAGAAGAGAGGCUGCCAGGUUGUGGGCCUCUACCGUCUGUGUGGCUCAGCAGCAGUAAAGAAGGAGCUGCGCGAGGCCUUUGAGAGGGACAGUCUGGGGGUGGAGCUCUGUGAAAACACCUACCCUGACAUCAAUGUCAUCACAGGUGUGCUGAAGGAUUAUCUGCGUGAGUUGCCCUAUCCCCUCAUCACUAAGCACCUAUAUGAGGCUGUGUUGGACUCCAUGGCGAAGAGACCUCUUCGUAUUGGUGCAGGAGGAUGUGAGAACGACCUGGCAGAUACUGAACACACUGUCAGUCUCUUGGAGAACCUUCCGGAGGUGGAGAGGCUGACACUGCGGAGACUGCUGGACCACCUGAAACUGGUGGCGUCGCACCACGAGGUCAACAAGAUGACGUGUCAGAACCUGGCGGUGUGCUUCGGCCCGGUGCUGCUCAGCCAACGGCAGGAGGCCAGCUGCCACAGCAAGCGGGUGUUCAUGGACUCUGAGGAGCUGGCCAGCGCCCUGCACUUCAAGAAGCACAUCGAGGUGCUGCACUAUCUCCUGCAGCUGUGGCCAGUGGUCGACCCACAUGGCAAGACCUCCUCCCCCAUCCCGGAGCCCCCCGGCCCGACCGACCAGUUGGCUGCCCCGCCCCUGCGUCGGAGGAAGGAGCGCCCCCAGGUGCUGAACUUGAGUGAUGUAGAAUUGGCUGGGGUGCUGCGGCCCAGGCCUGGGCGACUGGACAGUCCUAGCAACCGCUACGCUGGGGACUGGAGCCGCUGCGGAGAGAGCUACUGCCCACCCCCUCUGCCCCAGGAAGAGAAUGACUACGACGAUGUUCCUUCUGAGGACAUGGAGGUCACCGAGGAGGGACAGGAGAGAGGGGAGAAGCAGGACAGAGGAGAGGAGAGGGGGAAGGAGAGAAGAGAAGAGCCGAGACUUGAGAAAGAUGAGGAGAGGGGACAGGAGAGAGAAGUGAGAGGACUGGGAGAGCAAGCCACGACUGAACAGGUGCCCUUGUGUCUUGAGGAGGUGAUGGAGGGACCUACAGAGGAGAGAGAAGAGAGAGAAGUUGAGGUGGAAAGGUUGGAGGAGAACGAUGGCUUCAGUGGUGGUCAGCUGCCAGAUGACCGGCUGUGUGAGGACGAGGAUGACGAUCGCAUUCUUCCGCUGCACCUUCCCAAAGAUCACACAUACCAGGCCUACAUGAAGAUCCAGGACAUCAGCCCCGUUCUCAGCAACAGGGUCAACCUGAGGGACCUGCAGGAGAGUAUCGACACACUCAUUGGCAACCUGGAGCGAGAGCUCAACAAGAACAAGCUCAACAUCAGCUACUGACUGAAACACCAAGCCAGACAGGCUACUGACUGAAACACCAAGCCAGACAGGCUACUGACUGAAACACCAAGCCAGACAGGCUACUGACUGAAACACCAAGCCAGACAGGCUACUGACUGAAACACCAAGCCCGACAGGCUACUGACUGAAACACCAAGCCCGACAGGCUACUGACUGAAACAGACUUGAGUUGUGUCUGGGCGCUUAAGGCUCGAGUUUUUGGUGGUCAGGAAUUGGGCCCCAAGGUUACCGCGGUGACAAGUGCACCACCGGUGUCUUGCACUCCUGCAGAACUCUGCUAUGUGAUUGGUUAAAGACUCUAUUCAGCACCCACCUACAAGGCAUUCCGUGACACUUCAGUAAUGUUUCGCUUUUGCUGACUUGUUUUCGAUGUAGUUCUUGUUCUGUUGUUCUCACCUGGUUGUGUUUGUUGCUUCUCUUCUUAUUAGAAGAACCCAUUGACCCCCAGGGGUGUAAACGGUGCCUUAAUUGUGUGAAGGUGGGACUUUUAAGGCGGGGUAGACCUUUUCCGUUGAGGUGAAAUACAUUACGAUGACCAACGAUGCACUUAAGAGGCAGGCUUCAGUUUAUAGUAGAGGUGCUUGAUGUUGUACAUUAUGGCUGGCUUCGGACUGACAGGGGAGCCGCCAGCUUGCACCCAGCCAUCUGAGCCCUGCUCCUGGGCUCCCAGGAUAAUGCUACCGGGUCCUGUCGGGUUGUCAGGCUGCUGGAACCUGGGACAGACCCUAUCAUACAUGCAGUCACAGACCUGAUAGAUUACAACAUAUAUCUCAUAUACAUGAAGAUGGGUGGGUACAUGUUUCCCAUGCAACAACAUGGGUCAUAGAAAGUAAAAAGGAUUUGAUUAUUAUGUUAUUGCUUUCAUAAUCUGGUUUCAUGUUUUAAAAUAAUUUUUCUUUUUAAAUGAUGACGUUAAUGGAAACCGGUUUUUCUUCUUCACCCCUUCCCAUUCUUCCACAUGAUAUGGAGAGGCAGUUAUGUAUGAUCACCUGCAGGUGUCAAUAAGCAAAAGCCACCUAUGGGAGACAUGCUUACGGUAAACACUGCCUGCCGAACAUCCACCACGUUUAAUAGAAGCAGUUCCUGUGUGGAAAGGGUUCCCUACCUUAAUAAAUAAAAGCAUGUUUUCAGCAAUCCAGGGAUUCCAAAUGAUCAGUAUUUAACAUAUAUAUGUAUAUACGUAUAAAUGUAUUUGGGUUAUAUUAUUUUUUACAGCUUAUAUAUAUAUUUCCAUACAGGAAUAUUUUUAUGCUCUCCAUUACAUUUUGUUGUUGACUUAUAGUCAGUAAAAGUCUCAGACUAUGUGUUGCUUUGUUUUCUCCCCAAUGAGCUACCUUAAACAUGCUGGACUAAUGGUACGACUUAAGCUGUAAAAUAUAUAAGAUAGAAAUAUGUUCCAGCAGAAAAGUAUGUUCUAGCAGAAAGAGAGAGAUGUUAUUUUUGUUAUAUUUUUCUGUAUAUAUUUCACAUCUGUUUUCUUGCUGGUUAUCUUUAUAUUUAUGUUUAAAUGUACUGAUGAACAUUGUUGCAUGGUCAAAAGCUUUAUUACAGAUAUAAACCAGUAUAUUUCCCAUCUCCCAAGGUUAUCGUAUCAUAUUUAUGUGUACAUAGAGAAUAUUCGCAAUGUGUUCCUAUCCUAUUUUUUUUGUCAUCCCUUUGACAGCUGCUCACAAACAUAGACUAACCAUCAGGUUGUUUUAACUGAAAUUACAUUGAAAUACAAAUAUGAAAAUAAUAAUUUCGCUAGCUAGCUAAACCAUGAGGCAAUGGCACUGAAGUGCAUGGUUUCCAGAAAACAGUGCGACGUCAAGCUGUCUGUGUUCCAAAUGCAACCCUAUUUCCUAUAAACUGCACUACAUUUGACCAAAGUCACUGAUCUUAAGUAACGCACUACAUAGGGAAUAGGGCACAGUUGUGGACAGAGGUUGUUAUAUAAGGAUUUCUUUGUGUGUGGGAUUCUGGUCUGCCACAGGUUUCCAAUCGCCAAGCAUAGAUUGCCAGCCCAGUCUACCUUCUGUUAGCCCCUCACAGGGGGGAUACGUCACAGGAAAUUCUGCUAGUGUAGUGUCAUCCGUCUCUUCACCCUAUAGGAUCUACCUUAUCUCCAUCUCGCUCUGUUCAUGAAUGCAUUCCUCCUUCUCUUUCUUUAUAUCAAUGCAUUCAUCCAUAUCUUUCCCUUUUCCCUCCCUUAGUCUCAACCAGGAUGUCAGAUGUCACAUGUAAAGUCCACAUGUUCUGUGUGUUCUUCGUCUUUGUAGUAGUUGUUUUGUUUAUCCUCUGCAUGUCUGUCUGCAUGUGUGAUCUGUCUGGUGGUUUGUCUGUCUUGGACACAGAAAGCUAUGAUGAAAGCAUUAAUAAACAGAAAUGACUUUGUACUGAUCUUGAGAACAAUAUGGUCAUUAAAGUAUAUAUUUCACAUGUA
Messenger RNA from Esox lucius (northern pike), 8069 nucleotides. It is a transcript of the gene syde2, whose product is annotated as synapse defective 1, Rho GTPase, homolog 2 (C. elegans). The transcript is spliced from 7 exons. Gene Ontology annotation, biological process: signal transduction. NCBI's taxonomy places the organism in Eukaryota, Metazoa, Chordata, Actinopteri, Esociformes, Esocidae. Bases 233 to 5626 code for a protein of 1797 amino acids. The record is from RefSeq and is a predicted model, not a curated record.